Molecule: messenger RNA, 2348 nt
Organism: Theobroma umbraticum
Lineage: Eukaryota; Viridiplantae; Streptophyta; Magnoliopsida; Malvales; Malvaceae
Source: RefSeq, a predicted model, not a curated record
UAAAAACACUAGAAAUGAAGGGUAGGCGUAGAAAUAGAAUCUGCCAUCUUUAACUCGAGAUGAGGCCUCUUUUUCUCUCUCAAAAAAAGCUCUAGGAAAGACGAAUAGAGAAUAGGGACGAUCUGUGGAGUCGAGUCUAGAGCGAGACAAAAGAAAAAGACUUCGGCAAUUGAUUGGGCCAAAGUUAAAAAGAAAAGAAAAGUUUUUUAAAAUAGAAAGAAACCAAAACCAAAACCAGAAACCAAAGCAGAACAAGUAGAAACAGAAGCAGUUGGUUUUCAGUUGGGGGCUCAGCUUUGAGAAGGCAAGCAACGAACAAAGCAAAAAGAAAGAAAAAAGAAGAAACUCAGAGGAAGGAGGAGAAGAAGAAGGUCUUAAGAAAAGCAAGGGGUAGUUCGGGCAUUUCAGUUUGGGCUUCAUUCACUUCAAAAACUUCCAUGGUCCCCUCUGGCAACAACAGCCCCACCGGAAUCCCCCACUUUGGCGGCGGCGGAGGCGGCAGAUUCUGGUCGGCUGUGGCGACGCCGCCUUCCAAAACUGCCGUCGCCGUCACCGCCCUUGCCGGCCUUGUUCUCUUCGCUGCCAUUUUCUACAACAGCAGUAGACGAAGUCAGACUUCGUCUUCAUCUCCCAACUCACCCUCAUCAUCAUCCUCUUCGUCGUCUUCGUCAUCGUCGUGGAUUCAUUUGCGUUCGGUUCUUUUCGUUGUUACUUCUUCUUCACCAGCUUCUUGUUCUUCCUCUGAUCGUGGUAGACUCAAAUCUCCCUGGUCUCGCCGGAGAAAGAAACACGCCCUUUCGCCUCAGCAGUGGAAAAGUUUGUUUGCAUCUGAUGGUAGACUAAGGGAUGGUGGGGUCAAGUUCUUGAAGAAAGUUCGCAGUAGAGGUGUUGAUCCAAGUAUUAGGGCUGAGGUUUGGCCCUUCCUCCUUGGAGUCUAUGACUUAAACAGUACCAAAGAAGAAAGAGAUGCUGUUAAAACUCAGAAAAGGAAGGAAUAUGAAAAACUCCGCAGGGAGUGCCGCCGGCUCCUAAAACACAGCGGUGGGAGUUUUAAGUUGACUGAAAUUGGUGGAACUUGUCAAAAUGGAGAUGGUGGUAGUCUUAUUCAGGAGACAGACACAUCUGGCUCUGAAGACGUGGUUAGUGCGAGAGAAUCUCUCUCUAGUGAGGAAAGGAGCCCGGAUGCUGAGUACUCAGAUGAACCAUCCAGUACAUUGUUGGAAGGAGAUGAUAGUUCAAGAAGAAUAACAAAUGCUGAUGUGUCAGCGCUGAACAGUGAGUCAUCGGACUCUGACUCUUCAGAAGACGCUGAAGUGAUUCAGGAUUCCCCCUCUUCAGAAGGCAGGGAGGAAAAUGAUCCUGACGUGUCUUCAAAAAGGAAUGUUUCUCCCUCAAGCACUGAAGGCCUGUCAAAACUACGUGCAACUGAAGAUUUUUCCACCUGGCAGCGGAUCAUUCGCCUAGAUGCAGUGCGUGCAAAUGCUGAAUGGAUGCCAUACUCUGCCUCUCAGUCUGCAGUAUCAGAGGGGAGGGCACGUCGUUCAGCUGAGGCUGUUGGGUUAAAGGAUUAUGAUCACCUGGACCCCUGCAGAAUUUUCCAUGCUGCACGUUUGGUUGCUAUCCUUGAAGCUUAUGCACUUUACGACCCCGAAAUUGGCUACUGCCAGGGCAUGAGUGAUCUCCUUUCUCCAAUAAUUUCAGUCAUCCCAGAGGAUUACGAGGCUUUCUGGUGUUUUGUAGGUUUCAUGAAGAAAGCUCGACAUAAUUUUAGGCUCGAUGAGGUCGGGAUAAAAAGGCAACUUAAUAUUGUUUCCAAGAUAAUCAAAUGUAAAGACUCUCAUCUCUACAGGCAUUUGGAGAAGCUCCAGGCUGAGGAUUGCUUUUUUGUUUAUAGGAUGGUGGUGGUACUGUUUAGGAGGGAAUUGGCAUUUGAACAGACAAUUUGCCUUUGGGAGGUAAUGUGGGCAGAUCAAGCAGCCAUUAGAGCUGGGAUUGGGAAGUCUGCCUGGAGCAGGAUAAGACAGAGGGCGCCCCCAACAGAUGAUUUAUUGCUUUAUGCAAUUGCAGCUUCAGUGUUGCAGAGAAGGAAAUUGAUCAUAGAGAAGUACAGCAGCAUGGAUGAGAUUUUAAGGGAGUGCAAUGGCAUGGCUGGGCAACUUGAUGUAUGGAAACUCCUAGAUGAUGCGCAUGAUUUGGUGGUAACUCUUCAUGACAAGAUAGAGUCAUCCUUUUGAUCAUUGCCACUUUGUCUACUAAAUUUAUGUGCUUCAUUUCUUUCUUGAACCUGGGUUCUAUGGGUAUCUCAAGUCUCCUUUUUAAUGCAUCGCUUGAAAUGCUGUCUGUGAUGA